This is a messenger RNA of Lactuca virosa, 918 nucleotides long. The record is from the annotation of a GenBank genome assembly. NCBI's taxonomy places the organism in Eukaryota, Viridiplantae, Streptophyta, Magnoliopsida, Asterales, Asteraceae.
CGUCAAUCAACAGGACCAGUCUAUCGCUUCUUUAAAUUAAUACGUUAAAAUUAAGAACCCUAACCGAACUCCUCACCCAUUCUUGCCAUUGCUCGACACAAAAUUCAUCAAAUUAGGGGUUCCCGGAUCGGAAUUUGUUGCAUUUACAGUCAUGAGCACCGGGGAUUUUCUCAAUCUUCAUCCUUCAGAACUCAAAUUUCCAUUUGAGUUGAAGAAGCAGAGCUCAUGUUCCUUACAGUUGACCAACAAGACUGAUCAAUAUAUUGCCUUCAAGGUUAAAACAACGAACCCCAAAAAAUAUUGUGUUCGUCCAAACACUGGAAUUGUAUUACCAAGAUCAGUUUGUAAUGUCACAGUUACAAUGCAAGCACAGAAAGAGACACCUUCUGACAUGCAGUGCAAAGACAAGUUUCUCUUGCAAGCUGUUAUUGCACCUAAUGGGGCAACUAAUAAGGACAUAACUGCCAACAUGUUCAAUAAAGAGGAGAACAAGGGGCGAAGAUGGAAGUCAAAAAAUUCUUCAUGGCCUGAUGUUACAACAAGAUCCGUGGAUCCCAAGGAGAAGCUCUCUGCAGAGUCGGUUUCUAUGGUAUCAAGGUUGACUGAUGAAAAAACAGCUGCUCUUAAACAAAGUCAGAAGCUCCAACAGGAACUGGAGUUGAUGAGAAAACAAACUGUGAAAAAUCAAUCAGGCGGUUAUUCGAUAUUAUUUCUGGUGGUGGUGGGUAUAAUAAGUUUUGUGGUUGGGUACCUUAUCAAGCAGACAUAGAAGAAGCAAUGGGAAAAUUGUGGAUUUGUUUUUAUUUAUUUUAGAUGCAAAUUCUCAUGGUUUUUCUGCAAAGAUUAUCAAACCCUUUGUUUAUUUUUAGUCGUGUUGUAAGUGUAAAACUGGUUCGAGUACAUUUUAUUUUUUAAUUU